CUUCCUAUUUCUCUUCUUCAACCCAGCCGUCUCUUGAUUGUUAGUUGGCAAAACUCAAUUUGUUGUUGUGUUUGAAGCUCAAAUUGGGGUUACAGUACUGAAUUUGUAAGAUUUGUGUGGUGGAAUAUCAAACUAGAAAGGUAACUAACAAUUGUUGAACAAGCUUGAACAAUGAGUUUGAAUUUCAAAUUUGACUUUUGUGGAAAGUUUGGAUCAGGUGUUGUUUAGACUCGUUUGAAAUCGUUUUAUUAACGAGAUCUUUUACAAAAUUUGAAGUCGCUUGGUAGGGAUUUGACUAAUUUUGAACAAGAAUUACAACUACAAACUAGAGGAGAGGAUAGGAAACUUAAAUGUUGGCGAGAGGCAGAAAAGUUCCUGGGAAAGGGGAGACAGUGGGUGCACAUUAUGCUUUUGGCCCGCUUGAAGAUGAUUUAAUUAUUAAGCAUAGACUUCUCACUCGCACAACAACCACUAGAGGUGAACCGCCGCUGAAGAAACUUCAGAAAAAGUUUACCGCUUUUGCUUCAGAGGUAGAGAAGGAAGCUGAUAACUAUGGUGAUUGUGAAAGACUUGCCAAAGCUUUCUUGCAAGAGCUAAAUACAUUUGAGAUUCCGCUCCUAAAGAGCAAAGCAGUCAUAGAUGCAAACCUUAGAGAGAAAGAGAACUUUAAUGACCUAAAAGAUGAGAUAAAUGGGCAAAUUUUACAAGCUCAGGCUGAUAUAGAAGAUCUCAAGAGGCAACUUGAAGAAAGCAAGAUAGAGAGACAGCACAAAGAAGAGUGUGAGGCCAUCAGGAAGUUGGUUGCUAUGCAGCCUCCAAGAUCUGAAACUCAGAAGGUUAUUACAGAGCUUGAGAAAGAGAUAGCAAAGUUGGGGGCAGAGAAUGCUGCUAGUUCAAGAACACUAGAGCUUCGUAAAAAGCAAUUUGCGCUUCUAUUACACGUGGUUGAUGAGUUGCAGAACACGAUAGAGGAAGAACAAAGGAGCUUGGUGGAAGAGUUGAGGAAUGCAGUUGAUGAUCAUGAUAAGAGUGGGGGUCCUGAAGCAAUGGCUGUCGAUUAGCAAGUGAUUGCACCUAGACUCUGUAAUUAUAAGCUUACUCGUUAUGCAUCAUCAAAUUGAAGCAUCUGUCAGAAGAUGGUUGAUGUUGGUCUAUUUACAUAAUGACUUUGACGAGCUGAAAAUACAUUAAUCCUACAACACUAGCAGUAGACCUCUUAAUGCAGUACCUAAUAUUGGAUCAACUCUUCAAGUGUUGUAGCUUUUUGUCUGAUGCAUAACUUACUUCAUAUUAGAGAAUCUACUUCUCAGCAUU
Molecule: messenger RNA, 1314 nt
Organism: Lycium ferocissimum
Lineage: Eukaryota; Viridiplantae; Streptophyta; Magnoliopsida; Solanales; Solanaceae
Product: THO complex subunit 7A-like
Exons: 4
Coding region: 351-1061 (236 amino acids)
Biological process (GO): mRNA processing; mRNA export from nucleus
Cellular component (GO): THO complex part of transcription export complex
Source: RefSeq, a predicted model, not a curated record